UUGAUCUGUCGUUUGGUAUUACUCUUUUCUUCGAGGUUCAAACUUCCUUGUCCAAGUCUCUCCCUCUCUCUCUCUCUCUCUCUCUCUCUCUCACUCAAAAUGCCCAACCACCAGAACCUCCAGGCCCUGCUCCGCUCCAACCAAGCUUCCCCUUCCAAUUCCUUUACCUCCAAGCUCCUCCUCCUCCUCACCCUGCUUCCUCUAACGCUCGCCACCUUGGCCUUUGUGCUCCAAUGGCGAGGCGGGAUCACCGACUCCACCACUCGCUGGGCACCAACUGGGUCUCAACACCUCUUCCCCGGCAUGGACACCUCCACUCUCUCCCCUGCUGCUCACAACCAUCACUCCUCGCCUUCCGACUGCGUCAAUCUUGGCCGUGGUGCUUCCCCUUCUUUCCCCUACUAUCACGGCUGGAAGUUCGACUACGGCUCCAACCUGAGGCCUAAGAUAUGUAUUACUACGAGUACAUCAGCUGGCUUAGAGCAGAUCUUGCCAUGGAUGUUUUAUCACAAGGUUAUUGGGGUCUCAAGCUUUUUUCUUUUUGUGGAAGGAAAGGCUGCAUCUCCAAACGUGUCUAAAGUUCUGGAAUCUAUCCCAGGUGUUAAAGUGAUAUUUAGAACAAGAGAGCUGGAGGAGCAACAGGCUAACAGCCGGAUUUGGAAUGAGACAUGGCUUUCAAGUUUCUUCUACAAGCCAUGCAAUUAUGAGCUGUUUGUGAAGCAAUCUCUCAACAUGGAGAUGGCAAUAGUAAUGGCACGGGAUGCUGGUAUGGAAUGGAUAAUUCAUCUAGACACUGACGAGUUACUACACCCAGCUGGUGCUCGGGAGUAUUCCUUGAGGCAGUUGCUUCAUGAUGUACCUGGAAAUGUGGAUAUGGUUAUUUUCCCUAACUAUGAAAGCAGUGUUGAACGAGAGGAUAUUAAGGAACCUUUCACUGAGGUGUCAAUGUUUAAGAGGAAUUAUGACCAUCUUCCAAAGGACACAUAUUUUGGCAUGUACAAAGAAUCAACUCGUGGCAAUCCAAACUAUUUUUUGACUUAUGGAAAUGGGAAAUCAGCUGCUCGGGUUAAAGAUCAUCUUCGUCCCAAUGGUGCACACAGAUGGCACAAUUAUAUGAAAACCCCAAAUGAAAUUAAAUUGGAGGAAGCCGCUGUUCUGCACUAUACGUAUGCCAAGUUUUCAGACUUGACCUCUAGACGUGAUCGGUGUGGUUGCAAGCCUACAAAGGAGGAUGUCAAAAGAUGCUUUAUGUUGGAUUUUGACAGAGCUGCAUUCAUAAUUGCUUCAACCGCAACAGAGGAGGAAAUGCUGAAGUGGUACCAGGAACAUGUUGUGUGGGGUGACAAAGAUAUAAAAAUAAAGCUAUUGAGGAAGGGUAUUUUAACUCGCAUAUAUGCUCCCAUGGCCAUAAUACAAGGCUUGAGGGAGUCUGGUAUCUUCAGCUCUAUUAUUGCAUCUGCCCCAGCGACUCUUUCAAAGGACAAAUUUUUAUCAUCCAUUUCUGGUAGUAACUCAUCUAGAGCUGUUGCGUCUGAAUCCCUUCCCUCAAGAAGGAUUGGUAGAAGCCGAGAGUCUCAGGCCACCAUUAGGAAGGUAUUGGAUAUUGAAUCUGCUGCAUAUUAUGAAGCAGCUGUUCCACCGCUGUCACCCCCAGCAAUAGAUGAUGACCACCUGAUCAUUGAAGUGUGAUCCAUCUCUUCGCAUGACUACUGCUUCUUCUUCCCGUUUUGGAGAGCUUGUGGAUGGUAGAAUCUGUGGUCAAGCCUUCAGUACAUUGGCACAGCUGGAAAUCUUGUUGUCCAUUCUUGUGUAUAGAAACGAGAGUGUUGACUCUAUAUCAAUUUAUAGUUUCAGAUGUCCAUACAUUUUGAGGUAAAUGUCUGAUGUCUGGAAUCUGUCCUAGCUGAUAUCUUAAUGGAUCUCACAUUAGAGGGCAAUGCAAAUGGGACACGGGAGGACAUCCCUCCUGACAUAUUACAGGGUUCAAUAUGGUUUGGUUUUGAUGCUUUUA
Messenger RNA from Carya illinoinensis, 2011 nucleotides. RefSeq names its product glycosyltransferase-like KOBITO 1. The record is from RefSeq and is a predicted model, not a curated record. Gene Ontology annotation, biological process: cellulose biosynthetic process; response to abscisic acid. Lineage: Eukaryota; Viridiplantae; Streptophyta; Magnoliopsida; Fagales; Juglandaceae. The transcript is spliced from 11 exons. Bases 100 to 1689 code for a protein of 529 amino acids.